AUGGGCAAGAGCAGCAUGAGAAAGAAGAGCCAGGGCAAGAACGGUGGUGUUGGCAAGAAGCAGCAAAAAAAGAGGCCAAUCAGCACUGCUGAGAGGAAAAGAACCAAGUUACAAGUGGAGAGGUUAAACAAAAGCAGUGAAACAAUGAUACCGACACUGCUAAAUGAGGCAAGCAAACAAGACCUGGACAACAAGAAGAUCAGGUCCACUCUGGAAGCCGAGGGACUGGUCAAGGACCAGAUGAGGGACUCCAAAGUACGAGAACAGAUUGAGACAGAAAAGUCAAAGACUAACGACAACAUGCUGAAGCAGAUUGAAAUGAUAUCCGGGUUUUCCUUAUAG
Molecule: messenger RNA, 342 nt
Organism: Saccharomyces eubayanus
Lineage: Eukaryota; Fungi; Ascomycota; Saccharomycetes; Saccharomycetales; Saccharomycetaceae
Gene: ADF1
Product: Adf1p
Exons: 1
Coding region: 1-342 (113 amino acids)
Source: RefSeq, a predicted model, not a curated record